AUGGCCCAUCGCAUAAUAACACAAGUCGUCUUCUCCGGCGCUCGAAUAAUAGGCCGUGCCGUCUCUGAAUCCUAUCGUCAAGCCGCCGCUUCACAGAAAUACGCAGCCGCCAGUCAAAAUGGUGGAGGCAGUGGUGGCGCCUUUUCAUCCUCCAACAUCACCAUGGACGAGGCCUGCCAAAUCCUCAACGUCGGUCCCGGGAAGAUGGGCAACAUCGAGCUAGAGGCUGUCACAGAGCGUUUCAAGAGGCUUUUUGAUCUGAACGAUCCGAAGAAGGGCGGAAGUUUCUACUUGCAGAGCAAAAUAUUGAGGGCGCGAGAGAGGAUCGAGAGGGAGCAUGGGUUGGGUCGCGCUCACCCCACAAACCCACGGGCCGCGCUAGAGUCUUGGCUUACUCGCAUUCUGUUUCGACAAAUCUUUCGCGCCCAAGAACCGUGGUUCAUUCGCAUCACACCGCUAUCGAUCAUCCGCCCACAACAAACCAACUCAUCCAUUGCGCGCGACAACCCCACCUCACUGCAAACGCGACUCAACAUGGGAGACUCAUAUCGCCCAGCGCGGCGCCCGCCACCGCUUGUAGACCGUAUGACCUUCACUGGCAAUGAUCGCGACAACUAUCGACCAGGCGGCGCGCGCAACGGCAACCAGCCCCAAUUCACUUUUGAGUCUAGCCAUCCUGCCCCCCGCUUUCCGCCUGCUGGAGACGCCAACGUACCGCGUGGCCCUGCGUCAUCAAGAAGGCGCGGCCGUGGUGGGGCCUCGCGAGGCUCGUCUCGUGCGGAUGGCAGGAACAACGCAAACGGCUAUCGUCGGGGCGGUUUCAAGAAGGCUGCCCCUCAUGAGCGCGCCCUUCUUAAGCACCAAGACGAGGGUAGUCCGGAGCGCGCACUGGGUGUCGGAGACGGUCCUAACCGGUUUCUUAACCCGGACGACCUGUCUGAUGACGAAGAAGCAGAUAUGUCAGUAGAGAGUGGCGACUCUGCCGAUGGAGAUCGCGAAGGUGGUGCGCGGGAGCCCAAGGCAGCCCGGACGCAAACCAAGCGUGCUGAUGGCGACUCUGUUCCCAAGUGGUCCAACCCUGACCCGUACACCGCCUUGCCGCCUCCCGAUGAAACUACAGGCAAGAGAACCGACUUUGUCAAGUUGAUUCGAAAAGCAAAGAACGAAGAGGCAGAGAAGACUGCUGGACACAACUCAGUUGUUGCCAACGACGACUUCAUCUCGUUUGGUGAUGAUGAUGACGACAAUGAUCCUGAUACUGUUCAGGGCUCCUUGAGCGAAAUUGCACACAUUGACAGCAUCGUUAAUAGGCAACAAGCUGCACUAGCCGAACAUCGGGCACCUCGUCCUGCGAGGAACAACAAGCGCAAGGUCACCAUGAGCGGCGUAGUAGAUGAAUGGUUGCCCGUCCCUAACAUCAAUCCAACGCCGUGGCUGCCCUCACGCGACCCUUACGCACAUCUUGCUACCGAACCCGAGAAGUGGCUUCACAACGAGAUUCUCGACUUCUAUGACUUCGUCGCGCCCAAGCCCUUCGAGCACGAACAGCGUAAUAGGCUGGUCAACCGUGUCAACAGCGCCAUGGGCCAACGCAGGUUUCCUCAAGAGAACGGACGCAUCUUGUGUUUCGGUUCCUUCCCUGCAGGUCUCUACUUGCCCACAGCCGAUAUGGAUCUAGUAUAUGUCUCCGAUAGGCAUUACAACGGUGGGGAGGCCGUCGUGGACAUGUCUGGGAGGAACGCCAACAAGAGCCUGCUUUACAAGGCAGCUAGGAGGCUCAAAGACACCAAAUUGGCAGCCAAUGGCCAUGCCCAGGUCAUUCCUGCACGUGUUCCCAUUAUCAAGUUUGAAGACGCUCUCACGGGGCUUCAAGUUGACAUCUCUUUUGAGAAUUUGAGCGGAGUGCAAGCGCAAGCCACAUUCGCACAGUGGAAGCAACAGUAUCCGGACAUGAUAUAUAUGGUAGCACUCAUGAAGCAGUUCCUUGUUAUGCAUGGACUGAACGAAGUUCAUACUGGCGGGAUUGGAGGGUACAGUAUCAUCUGCUUAAUUGUCAGCUAUAUUCAGCAUUCUCCUAAACCGGACAAUCUCGGAGAAUGUUUCCUAGGAUUCCUAAGGUACUACGGCGAUUUUGAUUUGGCCCGGAAACGCAUCCAGAUGCACCCACCAGCGAUCAUUGAAAAGACCCACUAUGGCAUUGAUGGCCGCCCAGAGAGGUACGACGGUCUUUCCAUCCAGGAUCCUAACCGUCCCGAAAACAACAUCUCUGGUGGAUCCCACAAGGUUCAGCUUGCAUUUGAUGCCUUCAAAGAAGCGUACCUCACCCUCGAAGACCGCAUGCAGGCCGCCCGCUCCGGACAGAACAUCGGACCCAGCAUCCUAGAAUGUGUCUUUGGUGGUAACUACGAAACAUACACAAAGCAACGAGACCACAUGAGGAAACUCAAGUGA
Alternaria burnsii is the source of this 2451-nucleotide messenger RNA. Its product is annotated as poly rna polymerase cid14. Gene Ontology annotation, molecular function: poly(A) RNA polymerase activity; mRNA binding. Bases 1 to 2451 code for a protein of 816 amino acids. The record is from RefSeq and is a predicted model, not a curated record. Gene Ontology annotation, biological process: RNA 3'-end processing. Lineage: Eukaryota; Fungi; Ascomycota; Dothideomycetes; Pleosporales; Pleosporaceae. Gene Ontology annotation, cellular component: nucleolus; TRAMP complex. The transcript has 5 exons.